Schistocerca americana (American grasshopper) is the source of this 370-nucleotide messenger RNA. RefSeq lists its product as uncharacterized. The record is from RefSeq and is a predicted model, not a curated record. The transcript is spliced from 6 exons. NCBI's taxonomy places the organism in Eukaryota, Metazoa, Arthropoda, Insecta, Orthoptera, Acrididae. The coding region runs from base 11 to 370 and encodes 119 amino acids.
UACACAUGCAAUGACUGUCCCUGCUGUAAUUUACCAGAAUGGCUGGAGAUCUUUGUGCGAUUUUUACACUCUGUGUCAAAAUCUAAAUUCUUCUGCCACCAAGCCAACCCAAAUCUGUGUCUGUCAGCUCAAAUGGAGCCACUUGUGUGUGCGGACCAGACAAUCUAUUCUGCAGAGCAGGCUGGAAGUCGUACGUCCAGGAUGUACUGCUGAGGGCUUGGUGGAAGUCAGUGCGAGAGAGACACAAAAAUACUUCCUGAAUAGAGAGGUGCCAAUUUUCGCGAGUGCACUCAGCGAGACAGGUCCACAUCCUGUGGACCUUUAUCCCACAUCCACCUUGAAUCCAUGGGCACCAGUAUUCCACGGGUAG